AUGCCGGUGGCAGACCCUUCCCUCCCGCUCGAGGGGAACGGCAGCGCUUUACAGCCAGCACCACAUUCCGCGAGAGCGUCUCUACCGAACUCGACCGACGCGACGCAGUCCUCCUCGACCUCACCUUCUUCGACCUCGAUGCCGACAAAGCGACAGAUCCUCAAGCAAGUGGCUCUCUCACCCUUAUCGCUUCUCUCGCUACUCCCUAUCCCAUCACCGCAGCGGCUGCUCCUGCACACACUCUCGCUAGGCCCCGUUCCACGUCACAUCGCCUUCGUCAUGGACGGCAACCGUCGUUGGGCACGUACAUCCCACCACACCAUCCAGCAAGGCCAUCUGACCGGCUUCGCGACGCUCAAAUCCGUUCUCGAGGUGUGUCUGAAUCUCGACGGUCUCGAUACGGUCACGGUGUACGCUUUCGCCAUUGACAACUUUCGACGCAGCGAGAGCGAGGUCAGUGCGCUGAUGGAGAUUGCAAAGACCAGAUUGAUCGAAUUGGCUGGGCAUGGAGAGCUCAUCGCCCGCUAUUCGGUACGGGUUCGGAUCGCGGGUAGGAAGGAACUGCUGCCACCAGACGUGAGGGAGGCGGUGGAGAGGGUGGAGAACAUGACCAAGGACAAUACAAAGGCUACGCUCAACAUCUGCAUGCCGUACGCGAGUAGGGACGAGAUGACAGGUGCUGCUCGAACCUGCCUCGAUCGCAAGUUGAGGGACGUCGAGAGGGCGGCCGUUGCUGCAAAAGCGCAGCAGAUUGCAUCGGACAAGCGCGAUGCAGAUUCGCAACAGCAGCAGCAGCAGCAUCCUUCAUCAUUGUCGUCGUCGUCGCCGCCGCCGCUCGAAAACGUCCUCGACAAUAUCGACUUUUCCAUCACUCCCCAAGAUCUCUCACAAAACAUGCAGUUGUCCCACUCUCCACCACUCGACAUCCUCGUCCGCACCUCUGGCGUAUCCAGGCUGAGCGAUUUCAUGCUCUGGCAAUGCACAGAGUCGACGCAUAUGCACUUCGUCGACAAGUUCUGGCCGCAGUUUGGGCUGCUCGACAUGGUACCCAUCAUCUUGGACUGGCAGAGGCACCAGUGGAGUCUGGCGCUGCGAAAAUCUUGCGGCUGGGAAUAG
Messenger RNA from Pseudozyma hubeiensis SY62, 1116 nucleotides. RefSeq lists its product as hypothetical. Bases 1 to 1116 code for a protein of 371 amino acids. The record is from RefSeq and is a predicted model, not a curated record. The transcript has a single exon. NCBI's taxonomy places the organism in Eukaryota, Fungi, Basidiomycota, Ustilaginomycetes, Ustilaginales, Ustilaginaceae. Gene Ontology annotation, cellular component: dehydrodolichyl diphosphate synthase complex; endoplasmic reticulum; membrane. Gene Ontology annotation, molecular function: ditrans,polycis-polyprenyl diphosphate synthase [(2E,6E)-farnesyl diphosphate specific] activity.